This is a messenger RNA of Nerophis lumbriciformis (worm pipefish), 1281 nucleotides long. NCBI's taxonomy places the organism in Eukaryota, Metazoa, Chordata, Actinopteri, Syngnathiformes, Syngnathidae. The record is from RefSeq and is a predicted model, not a curated record.
AUGCUACAGCAAUCAGAGCUCAUUUUUGACUUCGCCAGCGACCACAUUAACCUGUCAGGGUUGGGGGUUCGCACUGAUUUCCCUUCCGCGCUUGUAGAGCAGUUUCCACAUCAACACCUGCUCGCAUAUUCAGAUAUUUUGUGUGAAGAGCCACAGGUAGAGGACCACCUGUUGCCUAUAUAUAAAGUGGAGCCAUGUGAAAGUGGAGACGAAGAGAACAUGGAAACACUUGUUGCUGCAGACUCACUUCUUGACAUGGAUUGUCCCGAUACCCUGUCACUGGAGCACUAUUCCCAGACCUUCCUGCCAUCACUGGGCGAAGUUAUCACUGCUCCUGUCACUCAGGUGACUGUGUCCGCAGAAGGGAUUGUCGGGACGGUUGAAAGGCCAGAAUGGCACACAUUGCACACAAAUAAGCCUCCGACACAGCUCCAGUCCAAACAGAGAAGUAGAAAACGACAUCGAAGGACAGAGUCUCCUACUCCUGACAUAAUAGUGAAGCGGGAUAAAUAUAAUAAAGGUGGACACACGCUCUACCUGUGGCAGUUUCUGAUGGAGUUGUUGCAGGACAGAAAGGUCUGCCCCCGUUACAUUAAAUGGACUAAUCCCAAUGAGGGAAUCUUCAAACUGGUCAACUCAAAAGCUGUGGCAAAGCUCUGGGGAAAACACAAGAACAAGCCAGACAUGAAUUAUGAGACCAUGGGCAGAGCGCUUAGGUAUUAUUACCAAAGAGGAAUCCUGAAUAAGGUUGAAGGCCAACGCCUUGUCUACCAGUUCACCACACUCCCCAAAGACAUGAUCUAUAUCACAGAGGGCAAUGGCGUCAAAGAAGAAGAUGAUGAUGACGACAGUACAAAUGACGAAGGAGUAAGUGAUGAUUCUGACGACAGCACAGUUUCUUCCAGUGACCAAUCACUGGAGGACAAAGAUUCCAUCCCACCAAAGGAGACAUCAGUUUGCUCUGUCCAGCGGAUUAGGCCGUCUCGUGACACUGUCCUUCGACCUGCCAGCUCCAGCCUCAUCCAGGAGCAGCAUUUACCUAUUGUGUCUGCUGAGAUGUUGCGCACCCUUCAGAAUUUACAGAAGGUACAGUCUCUCCAGCCGGCAGGUCAUGCCUCUGUCUUCAAAACAGCUCAACUGCUAGGGAGUCUCUGUGAGCAACAGGCGUCUGCUGACAGUAAGGAUGCACUGGAUCCAUGUGAUGGAAAGUCCCAGUCAGGAACCAAAACUUCUCAGGUGGAGGCCUCUAAGCUGUUGUCUCUAAUUGGGUCCAACCAAUAA